This is a messenger RNA of Xylona heveae TC161, 2460 nucleotides long. RefSeq lists its product as hypothetical. The coding region runs from base 1 to 2460 and encodes 819 amino acids. NCBI's taxonomy places the organism in Eukaryota, Fungi, Ascomycota, Xylonomycetes, Xylonales, Xylonaceae. The transcript is spliced from 2 exons. The record is from RefSeq and is a predicted model, not a curated record.
AUGGCGAAGAAAAAGAAGAGCCAGUCUAAGAAGUCGAAGCCGGCGAAGAAGCCGGUGGAAACGUCUGCCUCUAAUCCAGAACAACAGCCUCAAUCUCUUCCGGAUGUGGCAUCAUCAGCUCAAGAGCAAUCUGGAGGUCUCGCACAAAACACGACUGCGACCAACGAGCAAACUGAACAGUCCCCAAGCUCACCCUUGGAAAUCACAAGAAACAAGCACUGGCGUUAUAUCUCGGCUUUCCAUGGCCCGUGGCUUCAGAUGCCUACUGAAAGCCUUGAUGACCUUGCUCAUACCAACUAUUCAUCCAACCCUCCACGUCCAAUCGACGCGGCUGUCUUUUAUAAUAUUAUUAAAAUUAAAUCACUGGUCGAGGAGGCUACCAGUCUUGCACACCGAGCAAUGACUGGUGAUGGCAUUGCCGCACAGGGCAACAAAAAAGUAUUUGGAGGCAGCCAUAUGAAAAUUAGUCGAGAACGUCAACGUCGAAUGCGUGAGCUUGCCAUUCAAAAGCUGGCCCAAGCUUAUUGCAUCGAUGAGAUUGCAGCAACUGUUGUUGCAAUGCAGCAUGCUUCGAUCCUGGAUGGCCUGGCUGACCUGGUCUUGCAGCGUAACAACAACUACCUUGACGCCAAGUAUGUGCACUUUUUUCAUGAGAAGAUCCCAUCUCGGUUGUUCGAUGAGAAUACCAAUUUGGUGGCCUUGGACGAACUCGUUGCGCAACGCCCAGGCGAGUUAGGGCAUCUCCGCACUAGGGCGGUCACCAAAAUGUUCAAACACGAUCUACAUGGGGCGGCAAGAGAUCUCACCGAUGGGAUAAACAUCUUGAAAUUCAGAAAGACUCACCAGCGGCCUACUACUGGCUCCGCACACUCAGCCCAAUCUCGGUUUCACCAUGCUCCACAUAAGAAGAUUGGAGAGGACGAACAGCCUUCUAGCAUGGAAAACCAAUUUCUCUUUCACCGCGCCAGUGUCUAUCUUGCCAUUGCAGUUCAAAACGUCAGGGAGGCAACUAUUGUGAGGGGGCAAUGUUAUGAAGAAUUCAUGUUUGGCGGGAAGCCUGAAGGCGUAAAUGCAGAUGAUGAUAUCGACAGCGAAGAAGCUUUCCAGAAGCGAUGGGAAGCAUGCAAGGCAGUCAAGGCCUAUGCCAGACGCGCUUUGAGAGAUUACUUGAGCUUUCUGUCCAACUUUAAUUACAUGUUGGGGAUUACUUCAGCUGUCAGAGACAAGUUGUUCCUCCAGGUUGGCAAGGCUAUGCAAAGCAAACCAGAGGAGAGGGAUCCGUAUGUGGAUAAUCUGCUGAAGGACAUGAAGUUGCCGAAAAUCCCAGAGGCUUCAAAGUCAUCUGAGCAACAUGCAUCUGGCAAUGGAGAGGAUGAGCAAAACAUCUUGGCUCCUACGCUUCCGAAUCUGGAUGAUAACGGGUUUGACUGGACCCCGGUUGCGGUCAACAAGAUCUCAAAUUUGUUAUCUCUAAAUCCUCUCUUUCAGUUUCCGCCAGGCGUAACCGACGGAAUGAGCGAAACCGCUUCUAAGAAAAUCCACCUUUGCAGAGACGAGUAUUUGCUGGACGACCUCCACAGCAUUGAAGCAGUCACGUAUCACCCUCUCCUCCCUGAAGCCCUGCAUUCAGUUCUACUCUGCCAUGCGCUUUUGCAGACACCUAUUAAAGAAAUCCGCCGUUAUGCACACAACGUGGCUGAGCUUAUUCGUGUUUGCGAGGGAUAUCCACUCUUUCUCUCAGCGCGCUCGCCCAGUCGCGCAGACUGGAUGGAACUACUUAAACUCAGCGAUAAUUGGAUCGAAUUGGAGCAUUCCUGGAAAGUGCUGUGUGCGCUGAGACCAGCAUCAGAUGAUCACCCAUUCCGUAGAACUUACGAAGGGGCUCAUAUUUCAGCCGGUUUGUCGCGUGAAGCGCCAAAUGUCACCGCGCUCAUAUAUCGCCAGGCAGCUAGACGCGAAGCUAUCAUCGCUUCCUUUGGUGCCAGGGGAAUUGAAGACGCCGAAACGCUUCUGGAUUAUGUGCGUAACAAGGAACUAGAUAUCUUCGAGUACUUUGUUCGUCGUGCCAAUCAAGUCAAUGCAUCUUCCCCAGAGCCGCAAGAAGAAGACGAUUGGGUUCCAGACGAACCUGAGAAAAGAGACUCUUGUUUCGACGGUGAACGUGGCGCGGUCAUUGCUUGCUGGGUCAGCCAUGCUCCUGAUCCGCAAGCUUUGGAUGAGGCUUCUCGUAUCGACAGAGCGGCCAAGAGGCAGACCAAGGGAAAGGGUUUGGCACGAGGUGCUCGCCCUCCACAGAAAGGCAGAAGCAGUCUUCAUCCUGGACAAGGUGUCGGCGGCUCUAGUGCAUCGGCCCAGCCCAAGCCCAAGCGCAAGGACAAGGAGGCCAAUCCUCCGAGUUAUGCCGAAGCUGCCGCUGGCAUUCGGAAAAAUCUUGAGGGGUUGAACUUGAACGGAAAUUGA